Gaeumannomyces tritici R3-111a-1 is the source of this 1339-nucleotide messenger RNA. RefSeq lists its product as hypothetical. Bases 66 to 1112 code for a protein of 348 amino acids. The transcript has 2 exons. The record is from RefSeq and is a predicted model, not a curated record. Lineage: Eukaryota; Fungi; Ascomycota; Sordariomycetes; Magnaporthales; Magnaporthaceae.
CUGCUCCUCUCCGGCCUCGGAUUUGCCUCACCACGAACCCUGCAAUUUUGUAGACCCAGAAACAGAUGGCGCGACUACAGCCGCGCAAUAUCCUUAUCUGUUUUGACGCCUUCGGCACCCUAAUCAAGCCGCGGCGCGCGGUGCCGACGCAAUAUGGCGAGGUUGCGCGCGAGCUGGGAUUGUCGGGCUUCAUGGAUGCAGACAUCAGGAACUCGUUCAAGGUGGAGUUUCCGCAAAUGAUGAAGGAAUACCCCUACUACGGCCGCGACAGCAGGAUGAGCGCCGAGGAGUGGUGGACAAAUCUCAUCCACAGGGUCUUUAACCCGCUGGUGCGCGAGGAGGACCACCAGAUAAUCUCUGAACACCUGGCGCCGCGUCUACUGCGCCGUUUCUCGUCGGCAGAGGGCUACGCUUUCGUCGACGACGAGAUUGGCCCGCUCCUGCGGGAGUUGCGUCACUUGCGGCGGCAACAGACAGGCCACCGGUCCGGGGGGCCGCCCGCGUACCGCGUGGCCGUGGGCGUCCUCACCAACUCGGACGACCGCAUCCCGGGCGUCCUGACGUCCCUUGGCCUGGACGUCGGGCCGCUGCGCCGGGGGUCGAGGCUGCCGCGCACAGACGGCCUGGCCGACCUGUCCCCGCCCCCGCCGCGUGGCGGCUUCGCGGAGGCGCAGCAGCACGACAUCGACUUUUGCUGCACGUCGCGCGACGUUGGGUAUGACAAGCCGAACCCCGCCAUGUUCCGCACCGCGCGAGCCCUGGCAAACGCGUCCAUCGGCGCGCCAGAGGAGGAGCACGUUGGUCCCGAUUGGAGCCGGGGACGGGCACUGUGGCCGCGCCGCGGCGGGACGGCGUGGACUUCAAUCUUGGUCGGCGACGAUUACAAGAAGGACGUGUGUGGUGCGGUGGGAUCAGGCUGGCACGCGGUCCUUGUGGGGGGCGAGCGUGACGGGGAAGACGUGCCGUCGCUGCCCGACUUCACCACGUCCGCGUCGUCUAUACAGGAUCUGGUUUUUUGCAGGGGGCAGGGCUUCGGCGCCGAGAGCGCUGCGACUGCCUUGCGAUGGCUUUGCGAACAACUGGCCAAAUACCAGCGACCCCUUGGUGCCUGAUAGCUAACGCCCGGCAAAUGGGCUCUCUGCCAGGGACAGGAAAGCGAUGACAUGGCCAGCCGUACGGUCGAUAUGGGGGGGCAAAGGGGUUUAGGGUUGUAGUAUUGGCAAGCCCACUUGCUGAACGCGAACUCCUCAUACACAGACCAUGGGAGCAUGCUGCGAAUCAACUAGACACAUUGGAUAAAAUACCCCUUUAAUUUUUGCGCCAGAGAAUUGCUCUUGCC